Molecule: messenger RNA, 1584 nt
Organism: Belonocnema kinseyi
Lineage: Eukaryota; Metazoa; Arthropoda; Insecta; Hymenoptera; Cynipidae
Product: E3 ubiquitin-protein ligase BRE1A-like
Exons: 1
Coding region: 132-1031 (299 amino acids)
Source: RefSeq, a predicted model, not a curated record
GAUAUGAUUAUGGGUGAAGAUGAAUAAAAUAUUUUAUAAAUAUUUAUACCCGUAAAAUUUGAUCAAUAUUUAUACAAAAAAAAUAUUAAAUAAAAGCAAUAAGGACUAAGAAGCCCUCCUAACUUAAAAAAAUGCUUGCAUUCAUCUUUCGAGGAGUCUUCCUCGUAGCUGUUCUUUCCUGGUACAGUACCAACGUCUGGAAAAUGAUCGACGGUUAUUUCAAGGAUCGAUUUCAGAAUUACCUGCAAGAGGAAUUCAGGAAAAAUCCAAGAAUGCAUGCUGACAUAAAUUCCUACGCUAUUAAACACGCAGAAAAGAAGGGAAUCGACAUUACCGACAGAGGGAUAGCAAUCCCAGCGCCAGAAGCACGGCGAGUGGAAGAGUCUCUCGAAACUGGGACGAGUUCUGUCGAUCUCUUAGCAACGGCUGCUUCCUUCUCAGAAAGUGCGGAAUUGGCAAAAGAGACUGGAUCUGGAACUGGAGAAAACAGGGUCCAAGCAUUGGUCGAUAAACACGCAUUCCCGGAAUCUGUAGAGCCUCUGGAUAUGUCAUCCGAGCGCAAAGAGAAACCUAAAUCCACCGGAAGCGACGGUUUUGAGGAGCGAUUUGCGGCUGAGAUAACAGAAAAGAAAGAAAAACAGGAGAAAGGAAACAAAGAGAAAGAAAAGAAAGAGGAAGCGAAAAAAGAUGCUUCACACGAUCAAAGAGAGACUUUGAAGAAGAGAAGGUCGAUCAUCGAGUCUGGGAAGCACUCUGAAGAAUCAAAAAAGCGGAAAGUCAGGACGAUUACUUUGACGGAAGCCGACUUCAAGUCAGCGAAGAUAUCGGAGAAUGAUGAUGAUUUUUCAGAAUUUGAUCUGGAUGUUCAGACCCUUAAGGUUAAGGAACCAAGGGAGGGUGUUUUGGUUUCGGAACUGCCUUUCAAGCCUAGAGCUGAUAUAGGAGAUCUAGAAAUCGUCACCGCCGACGAAUUUUGUCCUCUAACCUUGGAAGAUGAAGCAACGUGUGGAAUACCUAGCAAGUGGCCUUGAAACCUUCAUCGCAAAUAACUAUCUCUCUAAGAGUUUAUGGCCUUUUUUUCAAUCUGACCAUGAUGUGCGAUGACGCUUCAGAUUUAAAUCCAAGGGAAGCGAUUCGAAUCGGUGGAUUGACAGCCUUAAGAGAGUAUGCUGAGAUUGAAAGCUUUGGAAGUAGAAGGAAGAGAUCAAGAAUUUGAAAAUUAUAGUUUGAAAUUUUAGUUUGCAGAAAAAUUAAGAAAUUAGAAAAUUAGAAAAAAGAAAAGAUUAUUGAUCCCUUUCUUAGAUAAACCACCCAAGCCGACUUUACAAAACAAUAAGGAUGUGUUAUGGGUUUUAAAAUGUUUCCACAAUCUAAAAUAUGUAUUUUUUUGUUUGUGAAAACAUAUUUUGAAAAGUUUCUUUGGAAAUUUCGUGCCAAAACCGAAGUCGAAUUAGGUGAUCUCUUAAGAGAACAUCUCAAUUGGGUAAAGCUUCUGUGUUCAGAGACCCCCUUAAAUAUCAGAAUAGUUAAGUUAGGGGAUGUGCUUAAAUCACGUAACGGUUUAUGGGCCCUCUUGAAGCCACC